This is a messenger RNA of Thrips palmi, 11248 nucleotides long. RefSeq lists its product as uncharacterized. Gene Ontology annotation, cellular component: nucleus. Bases 321 to 8714 code for a protein of 2797 amino acids. Lineage: Eukaryota; Metazoa; Arthropoda; Insecta; Thysanoptera; Thripidae. The record is from RefSeq and is a predicted model, not a curated record. Gene Ontology annotation, molecular function: ATP-dependent chromatin remodeler activity; ATP binding; ATP hydrolysis activity. The transcript is spliced from 21 exons.
AAGGGCAGCGGACCUAUCUCAUGAUCCGCGAAGGAAUGUUAUGAGUUUUCAACGAAACCUAAACAAUGGCAAAGAUUGACUAGGAAUCUCGUCAAUUGCUGUGGUGUUUAGACAUUUUCAUAUUGAGGCUGUCAAAGCCGAAUCUGUGGACAGUUUCUUGCGGACUAUUCCAGGAGCCAGAAGCAAUCGAAUCGGGAUUGUCGUCUUGUCGGAGUAUUUCACGGUCAUGUGAAAAUUAGUAUGGGUCCUUUGGAGUUGUGGCAGUGUUGGUCACCUUUCGGGACCCCUGCCUAAAGUCUCAGUAUAAAUAUUUUCAUACCAUGGAUCCAUUUGUACCAUCUCGUAUUGGAGAUGUAACCAUUCAGAGGGUGUCCUCCCGAAAUAACUCGUCCGAGGAGCCAAAAGAUGAACUUCCCUCUGAAGGAAGUGCGGCCACCAUGGAAAACUUGCCUGUUUCCCCCAAAGAUGAACUUGUUGAAAAUGAAACAGUGAAGUCUCCAAAGGCUGCAUCUCCAGAUCAGAUUGUCAAGGCUGAAAAGCCUUCUAAUGAAGCUGAAAAUGGAAUGGAGGCAUCAGAGAAAAGUGAUGAUGCCUCAGAGAAAAAAGAUGGUAUCCAGAAUGAAGUGGCUGUCAUUGAAGAUCAGAAAUCCUCAGAAGAAGCUGAACCUGCUGUGGAACCCAAAGCCGAAACGAUUGAGAAUGAAAAUUAUGAGGCAGGACGGGAGGAAUUUGAGGGCGAACAAGUGGAUGAAGAAGGUGACGUUGAUGACGAUGAAGGGCCCAUGGAUGCAUCACAGUUUCUUGAAAUGGCCCAAGCUGAGGACGAAGAUGAAAAUGAAAUGGCAUUUGAUAAGACAGGUGAAGACUUUUUGAAAGAAGAACCACAAGAAAAUGAAGAUGAUUUAGGUAACGAACCAAUCCGAAAGAAAAAGAGAAAAGCAAAUGUCAGCCCAUCUGAUGUUAAACAGGAGGCACCUGACGAGGAUGAGGGCAUGGAUGAAGAUGUUAAUGGUGCCAUGGAGGAUGGUGAUUAUGCAGCUGGUGAGAGUGGUGAUGAUUUUGAUGAAGGAGAUGAUUUGGCCGAGGGAAAUUAUGAAGAUGAAGAUGAAAGAAAUGAAAACAGUGGCAUGAAAUCAAUUAAAUCUGAACCAGAGGAUACAUCUAGUAAGAAACCAGAAGAAGAAGGUGAUGAUGAAGGGAAUGAGACAAAGGAUGAUGUCAAGAAAAAACUAAGGUCGAGGCAGAAGAGAAAAGUCCUUGUUGAGGAAGAUACAGAUGAAAGUGAGGAAGAAAGAAAAAAGAAGCGCAAGAAAAGAAAGAAAAAAGGAGAAGAUGGCGAAACAUCAGAGGAGACUGAAAGUGAAGAUGAUGGAUCUGGUAAAAAGAAGAAGAAGAAAAAGAAAAAGAAACCUGGCAAGAAAUCAAAAAAGAAAGAUGAUGAUGAUGAUGGCAGUGGAGGGGAGAAAGAGGGAAAGAAAUCAUCUAACAUGCGCCGAAAUAUUCGUGAUGUUAUGGAUGAGACACAACUUGAUGAAGCUACCUUGGCUGCACAGAGGCAAGAAAUGGAGCGAUUGCGGAGGGUGCAAGAACAGCAAAGAGUAUUAAGAGAGAUGGCAAUUCAAAGACAACAGCAGCAAAGAGCUGACAGGGUCAUGUCUCUUUUACAAGGAAAAACUUCUCUUCUGAAGCAAGUGUCUGUUGGACCAGCUCAGGCCAGUAAAAGUGGUACAUCCGCCACGUCCCCUAACACAGUUGUUGUGAAGGUUGGCUCAGGAGCUACAGCGCAAUCAAACAAGAAGGUGCUAGAACUUUUAAAAGUGCCAAAGGACUCUCAAGAUGAUAUGAAACCUUCUGUUACAAAAACUUUGAUAUCUAAACCUAUCCAAGGCACUACCAUGAUGACCCCAUCAGUCUCCAUUGCACCUGUGCGACCUAGUGGAAGUGGUCAGAGACCUGCUUCAGCAGUGAAGCAACCAUCCUUUAUUCAAGCUCAAGCUUCAUACAGUGCUUCAGAAGGUGAAGAAGAAGAAGAGGAGGAGGAAAUCUUGGAGGACGGGGAGCUAGAAGAGGGAGAGGGAGAAGUUGAUGAAGAAGGAAAAAAGAAGAAAAAAGAUGUGGUCACGAUAAGCAGCAGCAGUUCUUCAGAAGAUGACUGCAUUGUUUUGUCAGAACCCUCUGAUGAUGGAGAGGAAGAAGAGGGAGAAGACCCAACAAAUUCAGGGAUGCAUACCAAUGAUUCUUUUAAUGUGCCAGAUGACGAAGGCAGAGUACAAGUUAAUAUGGGAAAGCCAGAGGGUGAUCCUGACAUUUUCCUGGCUCCCCACAUAGCACGGCUCAUAAAACCUCAUCAGAUUGGAGGAAUAAGAUUUUUGUAUGAUAACGUUGUAGAAUCGAUUGAAAGAUUUAGUACAUCCACUGGUUUUGGUUGUAUAUUGGCACAUUCCAUGGGCUUAGGCAAAACAUUGCAGGUCAUCACGUUUUGUGAUAUUUUCCUGAGGCAUACUCCUGCCAAAACAGUUAUGUGUAUUAUGCCUAUCAAUACUCUGCAGAAUUGGCUAUCAGAAUUUAAUAUGUGGAUGCCUGAUGACCCUCUGGCUACUCCUCUGGCAGUUCAAGGAGAAGUGCGGCCUCGGACAUUUGGUAUUUUUGUUUUAAAUGAUUCUCACAAAACGCUUAAAGCAAGAGCAAAGGUGGUAGAUGACUGGACUACAAAUGGAGGUGUUCUCCUGAUAGGAUAUGAAAUGUACCGUCAACUCAGUUUAAAGAAAAUGUCUAAACCUAAAAAGAGUAGGAGGAAGAGACCCAUAUCUGAUGAUGAAGAACUUGAUCCUGAGGAGGAAGAAAAACGCCAAAAGGAAAUGUUGGAAAAAGUAUUUGAGGCGCUGGUGAAGCCAGGCCCUGAUCUUGUAAUUUGUGAUGAGGGUCACAGGAUAAAAAAUAGCCAUGCCUCCAUAUCUUUGGCCCUGAAACAGAUUAGGACUAAACGAAGAGUUGUUCUCACUGGUUACCCACUUCAGAACAAUCUUCUUGAAUAUUGGUGUAUGGUGGACUUUGUUCGCCCCAACUAUCUUGGAACCAAGACUGAAUUUUGCAAUAUGUUUGAGCGUCCCAUUCAGAACGGACAGUGUAUAGAUAGUACUCCUCAAGAUAUUCGCUUAAUGAGAUAUCGCGCUCAUGUUUUGCACUCUCUGCUGGAGGGUUUUGUGCAGCGACGCUCACAUUCAGUCUUAACAAAUGCAUUGCCUCAAAAGGAGGAAUAUGUUCUCCUGGUCCGUCUUACUCCAUUCCAACGUAAACUUUAUGACACUUUCAUGAAUGAAGUGGUUCGAACCAAAGCUGUUCCGAACCCAUUGAAAGCAUUUGCAGUUUGUUGCAAGAUCUGGAAUCACCCUGACGUGUUGUAUCAAUUCUUGAAAAAGCGGGAGGGCGGAGAGGGAGUUGAUCUUGACCUGGAGGAAGCAGCUGCUGCUCUUGCAGCUAACACAGUCACCGAUCCCACUGGCACACCUAUUGAAGAACGAAAAGCUGCCACCAAAGGACGACCACGCGGUAGUACCAAUAAAAACAGGAAAAAGAAAGAAGUUUCUCCAACUAAACCAGCUGCAACUGUGUUGCCAAACACUUCAAGUCAUAGUGAUCAUAGUAAUCCUUACAACUUAUCAAGCCAGUAUCCCAUGCAUGGGCAGAUGAACUCCAAUUCUUCAAUGAUGGGAUCGUACAACCCUUAUAGUGGUUCUGGGCAGUCACCAUACGGCUCAUUCAAUGCUCAUCAUUACAACCCAAGCAGCUCUUAUGGACAUGCUGGUUACUCUGGGCCGUCUGGCGCAUUCAAUGCUAGCUCCAGCAGCUUAGGCUUGAAUGCUACUGGCCAAGGGUCCUUCAGUGGUUCGGGAUCCAGUGGUUAUGGUGAUUCCCUCGCCAGCUCACCAGCGUCCCAAAGCAGUCAGUACGGCUCGUCAUCGAGCCAAUCCAUGUUUAGUGGAUCUUCCUCAAACAACCCGUCCUCCUCAAGCACCUCAGCGUAUGGGAGCAUGGGACCUCCAUACUUCGGCGGCAACGGUCCUUCUGGCCAGCAUUCCAUGACAGACAGCUUCCCUCCAGGGUCCAACUACAACCAAAGCUGGAGCGGCAACAGCAGUUAUAACUCAUUCAAUCAGGGCCCGUCCGGCAGCCAGGCUUUCCCUGGAUCAAGCUACAGUGGCAGUGGCCAGAGCCAAGGCUCGCAAGGCGCGCCGUUCCAGGGAUAUGGCUCCAGCGGUUCCUCUUCUUCCUUCAACCAAAGCAUGUAUGGAAGCGGCUCGGCGAGUUCCAGCAGCAGUUCAACCCAGCAAUUUGGGCUAAUGGAUCAGCAAAUGUUGGACCCGGGCUUGAUGGCGCCCCCAAGCCGCCCGAACCCCAAUUUGAACCCAAACCUCAUUCCACAGCAAAGUCCUGUGAAUGCAUCAGGAAUGCUUCCUGGUGGUGCACCCACCAAAAAUCCUGCCAUGAUGCCCUCAGGCAUGAUGGGUUCUGGCAUGGGCGCUGGGAUGGGAAAUGCAGCGCCUGGCAUGAGUGGAAUGAAUGAAAAUAUGAUGGGCCAUAAUCCACAGAGCAUGGGAAUGUCAUCAGGUGUUUACCAAAACCCCAACAUAAUGAACUUACCUAGCAACCCUCCAAACCAAACCCAGACAGGGUCUAUGGCAUUAUCUGGUAUGUCAUCUACUGAUGCCCCUUCAGCGGAAGAUCUCCUUCAUUCCUCCGAUGACUUUAGAGCUUUUGAUGCUUCACUUUCAAAGAUGGAUCCAGGAAGAGGCAUGUAUGAUGUUAAGGAUCGCAACAUGUUUGAUCCCUGGGGAAAUUCCCAUGGUCAUCCUCAAGAUUUUAACAUCAUAAACAGCCAGGAUAUGAAGCCUUUACAGAAUUCUGGAUUGAAGAAGUCCGAAAAUGAGAAGUUCAGCCCAGGCCCUUCUCCUCUUGACCAAUUGAAGAAUGAUAUGGGAGAUGUUAAGUUAGAGGAAAAGCCAAUUGUUAAAGAUGAUGAACUAGGUUUAAGUAGCAAAAGUGGUGCAAGCAACCAAACUGAUCAAGAUACCAAAGCAGCUGAUGAAGGAGACUCAUGGAGAGUCGACUCCAUGGAGAUUGUUGAUAAGGAUAAGGAAGGACAAGAUGACAUCAAAGACAAAGAGGGAAAGGAAGAUGAGGAAGAGGGUGCGUUGGGUGCUGAAGGAAAACCACUUGUUGAACCUACAGCCAUAAUCAAACCAUCUGGUAAAGAAGACCCUGGAAUCCCAUAUGACUGGGCAGUAGAACUGAUGAAGGACUAUGUGCCUGGCCUUGUGGAGAAUUCUGCUAAAAUGGUUCUUUUCCUCUGUAUAUUGGAAGAGGCACUCGCUCUCGGCGAUCGCAUUCUCCUAUUCUCUCAAUCCCUGUUUACUCUAUCGCUGAUUGAAGAUUACCUACAGCGAUCAUUUAUACCCGUUCCUGGGGUUUACGAAAGAUGGCAGCGUAACCGUACUUACUUCCGCCUUGAUGGAAGUACAGCUGCAUUAGAGAGAGAGAAGCUUAUAAACGAAUUUAAUGCAAAUCCCAAUGUGUUCUUAUUUUUGGUGUCGACGCGUGCUGGUUCCUUGGGAAUCAAUUUGGUGGGUGCCAACAGAGUAAUUGUAUUUGAUGCAUCUUGGAACCCAUGUCAUGAUACCCAGGCAGUAUGUCGAGUGUAUAGGUAUGGACAGAAGAAACCUUGCUAUGUUUAUCGCUUUGUGAUGGACAACUGCCUGGAGAAAAAGAUUUAUGACAGACAGAUCAACAAGCAGGGUAUGUCAGACAGAGUUGUCGAUGAAUGCAAUCCAGAUGCUCAUCUUUCCAUCAAAGAGGUAACUAAUUUAUGUUGGGAUGAAGAAAAGGAAUCUGAGAUAAAGGAUCUUAGCAGCGAGAAAGAUAACUAUACUGACACAGCAAUGCAAAAGAUAGUAGAGAAACAUGGAAAACUGUUAACGAAGGCACCCUUCCAACACGAAUCACUCUUGGUUGAUAGAAAGGAUAAGAAAUUGUCUCAGGCAGAGAAAAGGCUGGCCAAGCGGAGCUAUGAGAUGGAAAAACGAGCCAACAACCGUCCUGUCUACAACUAUUACAAUGCCAAUCAGGGCGGUCUGCAAAUAAGACCUGUGCAACGUGAUGCUGCUGGCAACAUCAUAAAACCCAUUGCCAGUGUACGACCCAUACAAUCUGAGAUGAAUUCUGGUCUUGGCACAGGGAAUAGAAAUACUAAGUGGAUUCCUGCUGAAGUUUGGCAGCGACAGGGCAUGUCUGCUCAAGAAAUGACUUUGCCUUUGGAUGUUGUCAUCCCUACCAAUUCUCCAGAGAGGUCUUCCAUUGUUCUGAAGGCUGGCCAAAGAGUUAUGGUAUUGAAGAGUCCAAAGGGUAUUUACAUGCAAUUAGAGAAUGGCAAAAUCAUUGCAAUUCGCACUGCAUUUAAAAGUGCUUUAGGGGGUAAUAACAAAACAGAAGGAAACAAGCCAUUUGCUGCAGACAAGGAAGACCUUAAAAAAGGUGUUAAUGUUGGUGUGGUCAAUAAGGGAAAUAUGAAGCUAUCUAGUGGAAUUCAUCCUUUACGAAACAAUCCCAACAUCACCAUAACCCCUCGAGCUGCGCCAGGUGCUGUAAGGCCUGGAAUUAGGCCAAUAUUAAAUCGUACUCCAGGAGGUCGAAUGCAAACAACUGCCAAUAUGAGACCAUGGGUUCGUCCAGGUGGAGUUGCAGGACGAGCAGUACCAAUUAGGCCCGGUCAAAACAUAAGGCCGGGAAUACGUGGUUUAAAUCCUUCUGUGACUGUAACUCCAGCGUCUGCUAAGACACGCACACUAGGACCAGUCACUAUAACUCCUCGAUUGGCUCCAGCUACAAACUUUCCUGGUUUGAAAACAUUUGAUAAAGAUAAGGCAAAGACUGAAUCAAAAAGUGAUGGAAAAUUGGAACGAAGUGAAAGGGUAGAAAGUGAAGAUGGACAAAGCAGCAAUAGUAGUUUGGACAUUCCCUCCUCCUCAUCUAGCAAAGGAAAUGAUUCCAUUCCUCCAAAGACUGAUGAUAAAGGUGAUAAGCUUAGAGGCGACCCUCAAGGUGGGGAUCCAGACUCCAAUUUUAGCAAAGCUACGGCAUCAGAUCUGACAAAAAUUUACAAUGAUGGAAGUGCUGAAAAUAAGUCUUCAGAUGGAUUUUCUGACAAACAAGGGAAUUCAAGAAGCCAAGAUCACUUGUUGAACAAAGCUACAGAUUUGUCUAGUUCUCUCAACUCCAAUGCUUCAUCAUUUUCAAGCAAUGCUUAUAAUGCGGACAAAGGGUCAUUCCCUGGCAGCUUCCCCACUUCGUCAUCUUCAGUGAGCAAGCAGUACAAUGCUAACAUGCAGAGUGGAAGCAUGAUGACUUCUUCUAACUUUAAUACACCAACAGACCUAAGUGUUGAAGACAAAUCUUCUUCACAUAUUGAAAAUCAAUGGAAGAGUCCCCCAGCUCCACAAGCUUUCUCUCCCGGAGUACCUGCACCAAGUAGCAAGUCUACUUCUCAGCAAAGAAGACUCGAAUCUCCUGCACUGGAUGACAAUUCCAACAACUCUGCCCAUUCAAAUAUUUCCAGUAAAUCCUCAACGGCACAUGGAUCCAGCCUGGAAUCUCGAGCUCCACCUUCUGGUGAAGGUGGUGUUUCUUCUUAUGUGGGAACUGACCUAUCAACAUCACACUCCAAAACAUCGAACAAACUCUCAUCUAGCAAUGUCUCAUCAAGCCAAAGUAGUUCUUCUAGCACAAAGUUAAACCCUUCAAGCACGUCAAGUAGUGUUCCUACUACAACUGCAUCUAAUUUCCCUCCUCUAGAUCCUUAUGCUAAUCUUUAUGGAAGUUAUGGUGCCUAUCCUGGAGCGCUUCCUACUUCCAACUACUACAACCCCUAUAGCUAUUCGGCUGGCUUUUUACCUGAUCCAAAGACCUCGUUGAGCAACAAGAGCUCAACAGAACCAAAUCCAAGUACCCCAGUUCCUUCCAGCCGUUCUAGUUCUAAGUCUACAUCAAGGUCAGAAAGCAAGAAAUCUUCUCAUGAGUCACCUCGAUCAUCUCUGCCUGCUGCCUAUGAGAGUCGGCAACCUUCUAGUUCAAGCAGUACAAGUGCUACUCAUAGUAGUAGAAGUAGCGGUUCCUCUGCAUCUACCUCAGCUGCCUCUUCUGCUGUUGGUUCGUCAUCUGCUGCUUCUGACACAGCAGCGUUCUCAUCAAGUUCCAGUGCAGCGGCGGCAGCGGCAGCUUACAAUCCAAUGAUGAUGUCUCCGUCCUUCAAUCCCACUUCAUGCCAGUAUCCUCCUCCACCAAGUGCUGCAGGUUCAGCCAACCCUUUCACAGCUGCAGCAGCAGCUGCUGCAAAUUAUACCAAUCCUUAUGCUGCAUCUCCAUAUGGCUAUACACCAAAUCAGUUUGACGCAAUGUAUAGUGCAUUUCAUAGACCCGAGGCAGGGCUUGACCCAACGUCACCAUACCUGAGGCCCAUGCCUGGCGCUGCACCUCCAGCGGGUAGUUUUUACCCACAAAAUGUUUAUGGAAGUCAAUAUGGAAGUGCACGAGAUCCUUAUGGACAAAUUCCUCCCUACCCUGGCAGCCCUUUCAUUAUGCCACCAGCUCCAUAUGGCGGGCUUGCUUCAUCUGCAACCUCAGCAUCAUCUACAGCCACUUCCGACCAAUCAACAAGCCAGUAAAACUUACAGAACAUGAUGAUGAAAACUUCGAAGGGCACUUAACUACUCAGUGGAAUUUAAAAUCUUCAAAGUUUUAGGUUCAAAUGAUCAAAUUUGAAUGAUUGAGUGAUAUGUGUGUGCGUGUGUGUGCAUAAAUUAGGCCUGGAAUGAAAGCAUCUGUAGGGUUUUACAGUAGUGUAAAUCAAUAUUUUUUUUUAAAUUGUGUGCAUUUUUACUGUAAAUUGCAGUAGAAUAAAAGAAACCCUCAUCUGAAUUUGGGCUAUCACAUGUAGACUGAUAAAUCAAAUAUCAGAAUUUGUGUACAGUAGCAAUAAGCUGUAAAUAUAUGUUGUUAAGCCAACACAGUUUUUAUGUCGUUUUAUGUAUUAUAAAAGGAUUAGAUUUCUUUUUGUUUUGUUUAGUAAAGAUAUUUAAUGCGGCGUGAUGAGAAUUUGUACAGUAUUGAAUGUUUACCAUGGCAUCAUUUAUUAUUGCAUCAUUUGCUAGAAUGAUGUCUGUAACUUUUCGUUUUAGAUAAGUGGAGAGGCUCUGUGCUUCAUUUCUUUCAUUGAUUUAGCACUGUACUCCUAAUUGUCAUGUAGUUGAGUGUUACUCUACUAGUUGUGGUUUAGUUCCUUGUGUCUGAUUAAGUGCGCUGGCUUUUGCCCAUUGUCUCUUUCUCCAUCAAUUUUUACUUCACUUAUUUAACUUCUAAUAACUGUCUAGAUAGGGUAGAAAAUGUCAAUGCAAAACUAGCAUAAUUUUGAAUUUUGGUGUAAGGUUUUGGAUUUUCAUAAAAUUUUUAUGAAAGCGUAUUAUUUUAAACUGGAGGAUAAAAGCACCUCAGUACUUUUGAGAACCUUCUCAUUCGACAGAAUUAUCCUGUAGCCUUUGAAUUUACGGCAUAUUGUCAAAAGCCUGUGGUUAACACACUUAGACAAAUUUGGCAGUUACAAUGUUGCUAGGUUGCAAGUAGCAUAUUUCCUGUGAAUAAUAUUUCUUGUUAAUACCAUUUUAACAAAGCGGUUGACUGAUUUUGAUACUCCAGGGCAAUUGUUUUCAGGAUAACUGUUUGAUUGGUUUUGUUUGUUGUAUGAAAGGGUCAAAUGUUACUUCUGGAUUUAUAUUGUAGUGGAGAAGUAGACUAAGGUGUAUUUUUAAUUAGAGACUAUUUUAGGCUGUGUUAUUUACAGAAGAAAACCAUUGUGCAAAAUAUGAUUGAGCAUUAUUUAUGUUGCAGUAGGGAUAAUUUUUUUUUUUUGUUGUUGUUAAGUUUCCCUGUGCCACAUGAUGCUACAUAAUGGAUGUGAACAAAGUCCGAAUCUGACGUUUGAUUGACAGACGUUUUUGUUUGCUGUUUUUUCUGCAUAGGUCCAAUUUACAAUGAUUGCCUCUUUGUGACUCCUUUUUUUUCUUUUAAGUGUUUAGUCCUGUAAGAAGUGUCAGCCUGUUUCAGAAACUUGUUCCAUCGUAGUUAUGAUGUGUGCAUUAUUAUCCGCUAUUGAUUGCUAGUUAUAAUCACAUUAAAAUUAUGACAAACCUUCCCUUCUAUGGCCUGUGUUUACAAAUUCUUGGCUCCAGCUAUUUUCUCAUUUAUGUUGAGAAGGUGGAUACCCAUUGGAAUUAAGUGUUGUUUCUAGCAAGGCCAUUGUAGGGCAGGUUGAUUGUGUAUCCUAGAAGUGUAGUGCUUUUAUCCCUAUGCAUUGCUAAGCAUUUACAAGUAUAAAGUUUGAUUUUGUCUAGAACUAAGGCUCUUGUGGCCACUUCUUAUUUGAAGACUGAUUACUUUCUAGUAGGAUUUGGAUUUGUUGUGUCUAUUGAGGUCUCAAGCAACAUUUUAACCUUAGCUUAAUUAACUCCAAAUGUGUAUUUUAAAAGAUUAUACCUCAUUGUCUUUUUGAGGACUUAUGUUUUCUCCUACUUAUUUAUUUUUUUAUCAAUUGGGGAUACUGUUCUGUUUGAAACAGACAAUAACUUGCAUUAAUUAAUCAACAAACCUGUGUUGACCCAAUAUCAAUCAAUUUGUCUUAUGCUUUUUGACUAAUCUUUUUGCUGGUUACUAGUAUCUGAUGGCGUGUUCUGAUGCAAAGACACCAGAUAUUGUACAAAAAUGGCUUUUUUAUAUAAAUAGUCUUAGGUAAUUUGAGUUGUCAGACUUAAUUUUGAUGGAUAUUGAUAAGCCAGCACACUUAGUCGCCAAUACUUCCUACUUGGUUUACCAUGUAAACUGCACAUGUUUCAUAUGAAAGAUGUAGUUAUUGUACAAGCAGGGGUUGCUGUGUGUUUUUUUUUCUUUUUUUUUUUUUCUUUUUCUUCAUUCUAAUUCUACUCUUUAUGCCACAAUGUAAAUUAAUAAAGGAGCUUCUCCUGGUUAUCAUGUGAUGUUGUAAGUAAUUUUUUGACCCCACCCAUUUUAUGUAUAUGUGUACAAUGCAUUCAUUGUUGAACUUUUUCUGUACCACAAACAUUAUCAAAUUACUAACUUUAAAGAUGAUGUAACUCGUCUUUGUUGACUUGUAAAAAAAUUUUUUAUGAAUAAAUAUAAUAUUGUCCAA